Messenger RNA from Fukomys damarensis (Damara mole-rat), 2727 nucleotides. It is a transcript of the gene Slc27a4, whose product is annotated as solute carrier family 27 member 4. Lineage: Eukaryota; Metazoa; Chordata; Mammalia; Rodentia; Bathyergidae. Gene Ontology annotation, cellular component: microvillus; endoplasmic reticulum membrane; plasma membrane. Gene Ontology annotation, molecular function: long-chain fatty acid transmembrane transporter activity; long-chain fatty acid-CoA ligase activity. Gene Ontology annotation, biological process: response to nutrient; long-chain fatty acid import into cell; medium-chain fatty acid transport. The coding region runs from base 199 to 2130 and encodes 643 amino acids. The record is from RefSeq and is a predicted model, not a curated record. The transcript is spliced from 13 exons.
AGGUGUGUCCCCGGCCCGAGGGAGUGGGCGUCCCCCCGUCCUCGCGCAUCUGCCGGCCUCCCUGGACGGGUCCCCCCGCUGUCCUCUGGUGAGCCGUGGGAGGCCAGAGUUCUGCGGACCUUGGAGAUCCUGGUGUUGGACUUGGGCGCUGAUUUUCAACCCCCGCUCCGUGCUUGGGCUUUUCUCCAGGAGGUCACAAUGUUGAUUGGAGCAUCUCUAGUGGGGGUGCUGCUGUUCUCCAAGCUGGUGCUGAAACUGCCCUGGACCCAGGUGGGAUUCUCCUUGCUGCUCCUCUACUUGGGAUCUGGAGGCUGGCGUUUCAUCCGGGUCUUCAUCAAGACCAUUAGGCGCGAUAUCUUCGGUGGCCUGGUGCUUCUGAAGGUGAAGACAAAGGUUCGGCGGUACCUGCGGGAGCGGAGGACGGUCCCUGUGCUGUUUGCCUCUACAGUGCAGCGCCACCCUGACAAGACAGCGCUAAUCUUUGAGGGCACAGACACCCACUGGACCUUCCGCCAGCUGGAUAACUAUUCAAACAGCGUGGCCAACUUCCUGCAGGCCCGGGGCCUGGCUUCAGGCGAUGUGGCUGCCCUGUUCAUGGAGAACCGAAAUGAGUUCGUGGGACUGUGGCUAGGCAUGGCCAAGCUGGGCGUGGAGGCGGCACUCAUCAACACCAACCUCCGUCGAGAUGCCCUGCGCCACUGCCUCACCACGUCGCGUGCACGAGCUCUCAUCUUUGGUAGUGAGCUGGCCCCAGCUGUCUGUGAGAUCCAUGCCGGCCUGGACCCCUUGCUCAGCCUCUUGUGCUCUGGUCCCUGGGAGCCCAGCUCAGUGCCCACUGGCACAGAGCACCUGGACCCUCUGCUGGACGACGCCCCCAAGCAUCUGCCCAGCCGCCCCAACAAAGGCUUCACAGAUACGCUCUUCUACAUCUACACGUCAGGCACCACAGGGCUUCCCAAAGCUGCCAUUGUGGUGCACAGCAGGUACUACCGCAUGGCCGCCCUGGUGUACUACGGAUUCCGCAUGCGGCCCGAUGACACUGUCUAUGACUGCCUCCCGCUCUACCACUCUGCAGGAAACAUCGUGGGCAUGGGGCAGUGCCUGCUCCACGGCAUGACAGUGGUGAUCCGGAAGAAAUUCUCAGCCUCCCGCUUCUGGGACGAUUGCAUCAAGUACAACUGCACUAUCGUGCAGUAUAUCGGUGAGCUGUGCCGCUACCUCCUAAACCAGCCGUCCCGGGAGGCAGAGACCCAGCACCGGGUGCGCAUGGCGCUGGGCAAUGGCCUCCGGCGGUCCAUCUGGACGGAGUUCGCUGGCCGCUUCCACAUCCCCCAGAUUGCCGAGUUCUACGGCGCCACUGAGUGCAACUGCAGCCUGGGCAACUUCGACAGCCAGGUGGGGGCCUGUGGCUUCAACAGCCGCAUCCUGUCCUUCGUGUACCCCAUCCGGCUGGUGCGUGUCAACGAGGACACCAUGGAGCUGAUCCGGGGGCCCAAUGGCGUCUGCAUCCCCUGCCAGCCAGGCCAGCCAGGCCAGCUGGUGGGCCGCAUCAUCCAGCAAGACCCUCUGCGCCGCUUUGAUGGCUACCUCAACCAGGGCGCCAACAACAAGAAGAUCGCUCAGGAUGUCUUCAAGAAGGGGGACCAGGCCUACCUCACUGGCGACGUGCUGGUGAUGGAUGAGCUGGGCUACCUGUACUUCCGGGACCGCACAGGUGACACGUUCCGCUGGAAAGGCGAGAAUGUGUCCACCACCGAGGUGGAGGGCACGCUCAGCCGCCUGCUGGACAUGGCUGACGUGGCGGUGUAUGGUGUCGAGGUGCCAGGAACUGAGGGCCGGGCCGGCAUGGCGGCCGUGGCCAGCCCUGCCAGCAGCUGUGACCUGGAGCGCUUUGCACAGGCCUUGGAGAAGGAGCUGCCCCUGUAUGCGCGUCCCAUCUUCUUGCGCUUCCUGCCCGAACUGCAUAAAACAGGGACCUACAAGUUCCAGAAGACAGACCUGCGGAAAGAGGGCUUUAACCCGGCCGUGGUGAGGGACCCGCUCUUCUACCUGGACUCCCGCAAGGGCCGCUACGUCCCGCUGGACCGAGAGGCCUACACCCGCAUCCAGGCCGGCGAGGAGAAGCUGUGACUUCCGCCCAGAGCAGUCCUGGGUGAUUCCAGACCAAAGCAAGCAGGGCCCGCACCUCAGUUCCAAGGUGCUGAUCCCCUCCCGCCAAAACUGCCAAGUGACGCACUGCCGCCUCCCCAGCCCUCCAGGGCUUUCUGUGAAAGCCUUGUGUCCGGGUGAUAUCAGGGCCUCCGCUGAGACUGAGGGGCCCCUCGGGACAGUGUCUGGAUGAGGAUGAAGGGAGAGGUGAAGAGGGAACUGGCAAAUGGGACCAAGGCGAGUGGCCUCGGACUCAGAAGGCCGAGACUGGGCAGGGACAGCAGUGGCUGUGGGUCGGGUGGCCAGAGAGGACCCUUGCCUCAGCCCUGCCUGCACCUCCGGGAGGAGAGGGAGAGCAUCAGCAUGGCCCUCUACUCCCCACCACAGCAGGGCAGGACAGCACCCCUACAUCCUUGUCUCCUGGGGGCCGCCUAGCUGUCCCUCAGAGCCUUUGGUCCCUUUGGGUCUGCAUCGCCUUCUCCGUCCCAACCCCGGCCCGGCUGUGAGAGGAAGGGUGGGAGGGUGAGGGCUCGGGGCCAAUAAACUCUGCCUUGACUCCCAGCCUGCGUGCUGCGGCCU